This is a messenger RNA of Lactuca saligna, 345 nucleotides long. NCBI's taxonomy places the organism in Eukaryota, Viridiplantae, Streptophyta, Magnoliopsida, Asterales, Asteraceae. The record is from the annotation of a GenBank genome assembly.
AUGCUUAGUCCAGCUUCAUCAAGUACCCUUCUGUUGUGUUUCCACUCUGUAGACAACAUAAGAAAGUGUAAAUCCCAUAAACACAAUCUUGAAAGUGUAAUGGUCAUGAAAUGGGAGGACGUUGAAAUCGGAGAACCAGAAGACGUGAAAAAUUCGAAUGAGAAAGAAAGUCAUCAGAGUAAAACUUCAUUGAUGUUUAUUUCCGUCAAAACAUCUGCAAAGCAACUUCAAUAUGGGGACGGUGGUAGUGGUAACAAUGGAGGUCCAGGACUAACCGGCCAGCGAGAGUCGGAGUCUCGAAGAUAUUGUCGCAUUUUCCGGUUUCCCCAUGGAAGCAUACUUUGA